GUUAUGUCAAAAAAAUUUAAAUUUGGAUGUCAAGAACUGUACAUCUACUUAAAAAUGAUUCUUGAAAGUAACAGUUAGUAAAUGGAAUUAAAAUUGGUUGAUUUGUUAGUGAGAUGCUUUUGGUAACCCUUAUCGCCGGUUAAACUACUGGUGAGAUGUUUUCGAUUAUUAUAGAUGCACAUAUUUAUACUAUAGUAGGAAAAUGCAUUAGAUAACGUUAUCAUUAUGUUUUAAUUUAAAUAUUUUAUCCAUAAAGGUCAUUAGAAGACCUUGACAGUGUCACCAGUAAUUUUAGACAUUUAUACACACCAGUAUACAGUUUACCUGCUCCUUUUUCAUCACACAUGGAAAGUUCUCAAGAAGAAAUAUAUACGGAAUCUCUUCCAUCAGAUCAUGAUUCAAUUAGGCUCUCAAGAUUUACUAUUUAUCAUAGUGCACCUGAUUUGCCCGAUGCAGUGGCAGAACAAACAACACUCUUUUUUAAAAACACAAAAAAUCCAACUCCACAGGUGGCCAAAAGUAUUAUGUUCAAUGACGAUCUUCGAUCAGUUGAUUUUGUCCUUGCCUGGUUAGAUGGUAAACAGAGCAAUGAAAUUGCGGAGGAAAAAAGAGCUUUAUUUGAAGCAAAUCUUCAGGAAGAGGGUCUAGAACUUGAAAGAGAACAAACUGAUAAGUUGCAUGUUGUUAAACUUCAUGUGCCAAAAGAAGUUUUGAGAAGAUAUUCUGAAAUCCUUAGGCUUCGAAUGCCUAUGAAAGCGACUCCAAGAGACAGACUUUUUGGAUCAAACUUUGAUUUAAUGACAGAAGUGAAAUCAUUUUUUUCUAAAUUGAUUUCUUGUAUUCGCCUUGAUCCUUCAGUGUUCCCUAGAGAGAAAUACCGACUUUCUGCAGAGUACAACAGGCAUAAAACCUACUUAUUUGAUGAAGAAGAUAGUAACUUUUUCUCCUCCCAAGUAAGAACUCUUAUUGUGGAUUUUAUUUUAUCAAGAACUAGCUUUGAUGGUCCAGUAAGUGAGACUAGUGCUAAAGAAAGCACCAAUUUUGGAAUUGAAAAACUCAUAAAUGAUGGAGUAUAUAAAGCUGCAUAUCCUCUACAUGAUGGGGAACCUGAUGAUAAUACAUGCCUUAGAGGUAAACUGUUUUACGAGUGGGCUCAUGUUAGUAAAUGGGCAAUGUUCCAGCCAAUUGACCAUAUUAGAGAGUAUUUUGGUGUCAAAUUUGCCCUUUAUUUUGCCUGGCUUGGAUUUUAUACACAUAUGCUCAUUCCAGCAUCUAUUGUUGGUUUACUCUGCUUUGUUUAUGGCAUUUUAACAUUGAGUGCUGAUCAAUUAAGUACCGAUAUAUGUGACGAAUCUCUAAACAUCAUCAUGUGCCCUCUGUGUGAUAAGACAUGUGAUUACUGGAAACUUUCUGACACUUGUACUUUCGCUAAGUUCACGUAUCUUUUUGACAAUCCAGUAACUAUUGUCUUUGCAAUCUUCAUGUCGUUUUGGGCUACUUUAUUUUUAGAGUUAUGGAAGAGGUAUUCUGCGUCAAUAGCACACAGGUGGGGUCUUACCGACUUUAAUCUUCUAAGUGAACCUCCAAGACCUCAAUAUAUGGCUCGCUUCGAUGGAACAAAUCCUAAGAAAUCAAAAACAAAUGUGGUCACUGGUGUGAGGGAACCUUAUGUGCCAUUCUGGACUUUAAAAGUUCCAGCAACUUUGUUCAGCUUUUCAGUUGUUAUAAUUUUGGUAUUGUUGGCAGUUGCAGCUGUAUUUGGUGUUGUUUUUUAUCGCAUGUCAGUUCUCGCUUCCAUCAGUAUAUAUGCUGAUCAAGAUUGGGCAGCCAAUUAUGCCUUGAUAAUUAUACCUGCCACUGCUGCUAUAUUGAAUCUUGCAUUUAUUCUUGUUCUCAAUUAUAUUUAUGACAAAGUUGCAGUAUAUUUGACAGAAUUAGAAAUGCAUAGAACUCAAACAGAAUUUGAUGAAUCUCUUACUAUUAAGAUAUAUUUAUUUCAAUUUGUCAAUUACUAUACAUCAAUUAUGUAUAUUGCAUUUCUUAAAGGGAAGUUUGUUGGUUAUCCUGCAAAAUACAAUCGAUUAUUUGGACUCAGGCAAGAGGAGUGUAAUCCUGGCGGCUGUCUGAUGGAGCUGUGUAUUCAAUUGGCUAUCAUCAUGAUUGGCCAGCAGUUUUUAAAUGGUGUUUUGGAAAUGCUUAUUCCGUAUAUUUGGAAAUGGAUUAACAGUUUAAGCAUCAAAGCUGGUUUAGAAAAACCUAGUAAUUCUGAAGUAGAUGCUGUUGUUAAUGACCCAUCGCACAAAAGGUGGACUGAAGACUUUAAACUUCUUGAUUGGGGUCCUCGUGGUUUGUUCUAUGAAUAUUUAGAAAUGGUUUUGCAAUAUGGUUUUGUCACCAUUUUUGUUACUGCUUUUCCACUGGCACCAUUUUUCGCACUUAUAAACAAUAUAUUUGAAAUGAGGUUGGAUGCUCGCAAAUUCCUCCUGUAUUACCGAAGGCCAGUUCCAAAAAGAGCACCUAAUAUUGGAGUUUGGUUUAGGAUUUUAAAUGUCCUUGGUCGGUUAGCUGUCAUCUCAAACGCUUUCAUCAUUGCAUUUUCAUCAAAUUUCAUACCUAAAAUGGUAUUUAUGUAUGUGACGAAAUCCAGCGACCAUGUAGGGUUUCUCAACCAUUCUUUAUCAGUUUUUGAUACAAAGGAUUUUGAGCCAGGAUCAGCACCACUCUAUUCAUCAUUUAAUACCACUAUUUGCAGGUAUGCUGGUUAUAGAGCUCCACCCGGUCCUGGCGAAUACAAGCGUACUGCCCUCUAUUGGCAUAUAUUAGCUGCAAGAUUGGCAUUUAUCGUCAUUUUCCAGAAUGUGGUUUCCAUUGUCGUGAUUGCUGUUCAAUGGUGUAUUCCUGACGUACCGUCAGAGUUGAGGGACCAAAUACAGAGAGAAGCAUAUCUAACAAAUGAAUUAAUCAUAGAAUAUGAAACACAGCAGACUAAACAUCCUUAUGCUGAUGGGGAUGCUUCAGUAGUGAUGCUUAAUCAUGAAAAAGGAGAUGAUCUUCGAAAGAGAACAGCUAACAGUAUUCAUUUAGAUCUGGAUCAACCUCGAUGACCAUACUAAUUUCUCCAAUUUUCAGGUUUACGUUUGAAAUUUGAGUAGUUAUAUUUUAUUUGAUCUUUAUCGCAUAACUGGAUAUAAUACUCUUAUUGUAUUAUUUUAUUUUUUGACUGGGUUUAUAUUAACAUAUUAAAUUUUUAAAUAUAUUAGAUUAGCUAAUCAUGAUUGGAAUAAUAUCAAUGUUUAUCACAUCUGGGAAGUAUUAUGAUUUUUUAAAUUUUAUUUUGAUGUGGUUAGUUUUAUAUAUCUCAAUGUUAAAUGUUGUAUGUAUUGCUGAUUUUUACUGGCUUUGUUGUAAACUAUAGAAUCAAUGAAAUCUAUAAUUUUUCAAGAGAACUUUUUGAAGUAGUUAUUACUCCAUAUCUUAAUUGAUUAGUUAUUAAGUUACAGCCUUUAGUUACAGUUAAGGCUGUAUUAUAUUUUCAAUUAAGCUUUUAAGUUCUUCUGUUGUUUAUAUUUCAUAAAGUAUCACCAUUCGAAAAUUUACUAAUAUUUAAAAACUUCUUAAACAAAAUUUUGUCCUAAUACUGAAAUGAAGGAAUAGUGAAGAAACGCCACUUUUUCAAUAAGACGGUAUUGGAGUGGGUGUGCAUAUAUGCAUCAAUCAAUAGCAAUGCAUCAAAUUAUUUUGAAUAGCAGUCCUGAGCCCACAUCUUUUAAUAAGUUCCAUUUAGGUGUGGUGUUGAUAUGAUUUUUUUAUUCUAUAGUUUCACUGAAAGUCGUUUUAUAAGCCACCUUAUUGUGGAUUAAAAAAAAAAAGUAAGAAAAAACAAAACACUUCUGUGAAGAAUGAAAGAAUGUAAUGUCUUUGAUGAAGGCUUAAAAUUUGUGAUUUCAUAGCCCUAAGGAUUUCAAAAAAGAUUAAUGUGUGUUGUUUAUGUUUACUUUUUCUCAUUAUUAUAUUUAUCUAUAAAGGCCUGUAUACAUUUCAAUAAUUGGAAAUCAUAAAAUAGAAUAAAUUUGAUAUUAUGAUAAAUAAAUAAAUUACCUUAAACUUAUUAGUUUAAAUUAGCACGUUAGAAAUUUGAUUUCUUUCUCAGAUGUGAUUGAAUGUUAUUGUCAUA
Molecule: messenger RNA, 4174 nt
Organism: Nezara viridula (southern green stink bug)
Lineage: Eukaryota; Metazoa; Arthropoda; Insecta; Hemiptera; Pentatomidae
Source: the annotation of a GenBank genome assembly